Tripterygium wilfordii is the source of this 395-nucleotide messenger RNA. RefSeq lists its product as uncharacterized. The transcript has 2 exons. The coding region runs from base 18 to 320 and encodes 100 amino acids. Lineage: Eukaryota; Viridiplantae; Streptophyta; Magnoliopsida; Celastrales; Celastraceae. The record is from RefSeq and is a predicted model, not a curated record.
AGGACGUUGCUGAUCAAAUGGUACAACCUCCUUCCAGUAGUCUCCUUCAAGGACAAAACUUGAAUCUUGUCAACGACCGUCAUCAAAGCGCGACGAACGGUUUCCAUGAAAACAACAACAACAAUAAUAUUAUACGACGUCCUGAUCAGUUCGAACAAUGUGCUGAUCAUGUCAACAUGCCCUCAUGGGCUGAAUUUUAUCCCACAGGUGAUGGCACGGUUGAUGAGGCUGCGCAAUCCAGAGAACGAGCUCUGCUUGAGUUGUAUCUGUCUCAGUUUACACCCCAAAUCUUGACACCACCUACUCACCAUCCACCAUGAUAUGUCUAUAUAUAUAUAUAGUAUUUCCAUUAUUUAUAUACUUCUUAUUUCUUGAUCCUUUGUACGGUGUUGGUA